Cyanidioschyzon merolae strain 10D is the source of this 552-nucleotide messenger RNA. RefSeq lists its product as hypothetical. The record is from RefSeq and is a predicted model, not a curated record. Bases 1 to 552 code for a protein of 183 amino acids. Lineage: Eukaryota; Rhodophyta; Bangiophyceae; Cyanidiales; Cyanidiaceae. The transcript has a single exon.
AUGGCCUGGCACCAAAGCAUAUCAGAGUUUGCGCGAACUUCCCGGUUUGGCUUGACAGGGGUGCCAGCUGUGGAAAAUCCAUCUGAUGAACCAUACGCCUUCCGAUACUUCGUGCUACAGUUCAGAAUUCGGUGUUCAGUUCGCGAUGACGAGUGGCUAGGCGUUUGGGGCUCGCUUCCUCUGCUGCACGAUUGUUUCAACGCACCACUUCCGAUGAAAAAACUACGUCGCUCAAGGGGCCAGAUCGAGUGGGCUUUGCGUGUGCGUUUUCCAAAGCAUCUUUAUGACGGUUGCGAGUUUACGUAUAUAUACUGCCUGUUACGGAAAGUUUCUGCGGAUAGCCAGUAUGAAUCUUCCUACGAAGUCGUUGGCUGCGAGCCCUGUCCGUUACGCAAAAGUAUUCUGAGCAGCGAAAUCUUGCCAUACGGUUUCUACGAACAUGACGAUCGCUGGGGUCAUAAUGACGGGAAGGUAUAUCCAAGGCAGGAUCGCCUGGGUGUACUUGUAUACAAGCAUCUUUCGCGAGACGCCGCUCCAUGCCGCAUAUCAUAG